Molecule: messenger RNA, 714 nt
Organism: Ostertagia ostertagi
Lineage: Eukaryota; Metazoa; Nematoda; Chromadorea; Rhabditida; Trichostrongylidae
Source: the annotation of a GenBank genome assembly
CGCGACACUGUUGUGGUUUCUUCGUGCCGUACUGAUGAAGAGCACUAUAUCGAGGACGCAUCUGCCCUGGAUAAAUCUGAUGACUCUGACCUCAACAACAAUCGGUUGGAACCAGAUACCAACGAAGUGAACACUAACAAAGAAAACUGUAUGAACAUCAGGAUCCGGAUAGAGAGGAUGUUUGACUACUUAUCAGCCUACGUUGGAAAACUAACUAUAAGAGGAAGCAGUGAAGCCGAAGUAGAACUGGCGCAAGUGGAACGUGGAAUGCAAUUGGUGAUAGAAAAGUUAAACUACGAUCAGGGAUUGCGAAACGAUCCUCUGCCACUCCGAAGAGAUCUCGCCGUUGAAGGGCGGCCCCCAUCUUCCGUGAAACAAAUGCGUAGAGGCGGAUUCCGAUGUCAAAUCGAGAUGAUGUUAAAGAGGACCGAGCUACGAGUGGACAAGAAAAAAUGUGGCAUCCCUCCUCUGAUAGCCGAAGAUAUCGAGGGGGACGACGAACAGGACCUCUGCUCUGUCUGUGAUAGGAGAGAACCUCCCGAUUCCAGCGAUGCUCCGGACGCUCCCAUCGAUUGGGUACAAUGCGAUGAGUGUCAGACAUGGGCACAUCUAGAAUGCAUUCAAUCGAGAGAAUGUGUUUGUUGUGGUGGGGUGUUUGAAGUUGCACCCAGUGAAGACUCAGAUGUUCAGUCGCAAGAAAACCAAGAAAAUUAA